CACUUAGAUAAAGAGUACAGCCAAACUACAUUGAGUAGUUGAACAUUGGCAGAACUCGUGUCAAAUUCUAACCACCAAAGUCACCAGAACCGUUUGAGCAUUUAAUAUGGGAAAAAGAAAAUGCCCUUUGCUUGUCAUUGUUAGUAUUCAGCGGUGAGCAAAGGAAAGGUGCUGUAGAGGCAGGGAUUCAAGAAGAGAAUGGAGGAACAAGUCACAGCUAAAGAAGAAGCAAAAUCUCAACAUGACGGUGCAUUGAAAGAUAGCACUGAAGCCGAACUCACCAAAAUUGCUCUCAUGAGAGCCUUUGUCGAAAGUCGAGAUCCCUCUUCUAAGGAAUUUGAUGAUUUGAUGAUUAGAAGGUUCUUGCGAGCUCGUGAUUUAGAUGUAGAGAAGGGUUCGGCAAUGUUCCUCAAGUACUUGAAAUGGAAACGUACAUUUGUUCCAAAUGGCCAUGUAUCACCGUCAGAGAUUGCUGAUGAAAUUGCACAGGAAAAGAUGUACGUGCAAGGGGUCGACAAGAAGGGUCGACCCAUAACAGUUGCCUUUGCUGCAAAACAUUUUCAAAACAAGAAUAGUGUGGAUGGAUUCAAAAGGUAUGUAGUGUAUGCUCUUGAUAAACUGUGUUCAAGGAUGCCAGAGGGGCAAGAAAAGUUUCUUGCGAUUGCAGACAUUAAAGGAUGGGGAUACGCAAACAGUGACAUCCGUGGAUACCUUAACGCUCUUUCCAUUUUGCAGGAUUGCUACCCAGAAAGAUUGGGGAAGCUGUUUAUUGUCCAUGCACCUUACCUGUUUAUGAAAGUUUGGAAAAUUAUUUACCCUUUCAUUGACGACAAUACCAAGAAAAAGAUAGUGUUCGCGGAGAACAAAAAACUGACAUCAACAUUGCUGGAAGAGAUAGACGAGACUCAACUCCCAGACAUAUAUGGAGGCCAAAUGCCAUUAGUCCCUAUCCAACAUAGCUGAUUAAAAAUCACAUUCCCAAAAAUAAAUAAAUAAGGAGACGAAUAUAAUAUUUUUUAUAUUUUUAACUAAACUCAAAUUAAUUUUUGAAAUUGUAUGAGUUGGAUAUUUUAGUUUGUGAGAUUUUAAUUAAUCUUUACUUUGC
Messenger RNA from Abrus precatorius (Indian licorice), 1105 nucleotides. RefSeq names its product phosphatidylinositol transfer protein 3-like. The transcript has 6 exons. Lineage: Eukaryota; Viridiplantae; Streptophyta; Magnoliopsida; Fabales; Fabaceae. The record is from RefSeq and is a predicted model, not a curated record. The coding region runs from base 199 to 963 and encodes 254 amino acids.